Messenger RNA from Biomphalaria glabrata, 989 nucleotides. Its product is annotated as caveolin-1-like. The transcript is spliced from 2 exons. Gene Ontology annotation, cellular component: caveola. Gene Ontology annotation, biological process: caveola assembly. The record is from RefSeq and is a predicted model, not a curated record. NCBI's taxonomy places the organism in Eukaryota, Metazoa, Mollusca, Gastropoda, Planorbidae. Gene Ontology annotation, molecular function: molecular adaptor activity. The coding region runs from base 113 to 511 and encodes 132 amino acids.
ACCUGACGAAAACACGGCCUCUUUAUAAAAGUUGACAAGUAUCUGCCAACGCCUUCACUUUGGAACUUUAAUUGGCAGAGUGUGCACUACUAACACGGGCUACUGCUGAACCAUGGGAUACGAACUGGAUAUGAUCAACAGAGACCCGAAUGGGCUGAAUGACCAUGUCAGGGUUCUGUUCGAUGAAGUUCUUGGUGAACCAGAUGGCGCUCACUCCAUUAACUGUGUCUGGAAUUGCGCCUAUAAAUGUUUCAACUGCUGCAAAGGCUGCUGCUACAAGUUCUUGACAUUGCUGUGUGGCAUACCGCUAGCCAUCUGCUGGGGAUGUGAGUUCGCCUACAUCACUUUCUGGCAUGUCUGGUACGUGACCCCAUGCAUGAGAAUCUACAUGAUCAACUGCGGAUGUCUUCAGAAGUUCUACGGAACAUGCCUGCAGUGCUACUGCCAGCCUUUGUUUGAAGCCUACAGUUACUGCUUCAGUAAUAUAAGAGUGACAAAUUACUCGGGAUAAGCAAAGAGUUUCGUUGAGUCUCUGUACAUAUAUUCACUUGAGCAGCUGAUAAACAAGGACCAAUAAUCUAGAAUAACAUCAAAGAAUUUUUUCUUAAAAGGGUUAGACAUUUGUUGUUAGAAGUGGAGUGUCCACAACGGAAUAGGGAAACACACUGACUGAAAGAACAAUAUUCUAUUGUACUUACAAAUGUCUUGAAUAAUCACUAUUUCCUUUAUGUAGAAUGCACUCGAUAGAUUUAACAAUUGAUCUUAAUUCUACUGCCUGUGCUAGUGUCUUAUACAUUUUUGCUUUUUAAAAAUAAUUUGAUAUGUGGUUUACAUACUCUUGUUUUAUAUUUCAACAAUAAAAAAAAUUCUAUUUGACAUAAUGCGAACAAAACGAGAUAAUUUAUGACAACUUACUCAAAGAAAUUUGUUUCUAUAAAAAUAUAAACGACAAAUGCAUAUCUGUGAUAUUAAACUUAUAUUUACCAUGA